AUGCAUCGCGACUUGAAGGUGGAAAGACUGGGAAGACUGCAUUCAGAGCUGGCUCCUGACAGCCUCUCAAAGCCAGAGCUGACUUUGCUGAGCCAGCUGAGUGGCAGCUGGCAGCCACAUUCCUUGGGCGAUGUGGCUAUGUCUCCAGUUCCGAGUCUUCCAAGUGAACCCACACUCUCGGAAUCCAUGGUGGUUACAUUUCCGCCAGAAGUUGAUUCGCCUGGUUCCGUAUCAACAGGGCAGGCGGACGCAGCAUCGAGAAAUUUGUCCAACGUAUUCCGAAACGUGACGGACCUCACAACGGCUCCAGAAGUUGAGCAGACUUACAGCUCGGAGCGAUGGAUCCGGCUCCUGGACUACAUUGCUGCAGCUCUUGUCGUCCUGAACUCAAUCGCGCUGAUCCUGGAGCUGGAGCUGGAAGGACAAGAUGCUGCACGGAUUUGGGUGGGCAGCUGCUUCUUCACCGGGGUUACGCUUAUGCAUUUCGGGUUUACCGAUCGCAUUGUUAAGCAUGUCACGGUGAGCUUAAUGAAGUAUUCAGCAGCGGCUUGGGAUUUCGGAGUCGCACAGACCACGAAGCCGGAGAGGCGUGAGCGCGUUUUCUGGUUGAUCAUUGGUGCACUAUUGGUGCCGCUGGCAGGAAGCUGGAGGAAGCUAGACAUGUUGCAAAGGAGUACCAUGGAGGGGAGAUAUGCUGUCGAGUGGUGCUGGAAGGAGUCAGUUUUCGGCAUAGCUUCGCAGCCCGUCAGCAACCUUUUGCGAGCCAUCAGCUCCUUGCGAGCAUUGCGCCUUCUUCGUGUGUUGCGGCUCUGCAAUGGGCUGCAAGUCCUGCUGAAAGCUUGUCAAUCCUUUGCAUCUUCGCUGUGUUGGUCAAUGGUGCUACUGCUGAUCUUCAUCAUUGUGGGCGCUCUCGUCAUCGGGAACAUCCUACAGGAUUUCAUUCAAGAUCAGUCAGCGAAUCUGGAGGACAGGCAGUGGAUCUGGCAUCACUACGGUACAGCUUACCGCUCUUGGCUCACCCUGUACGAGGUGACAUUUGCUGGCAGCUGGCCUACAAGAACACGCCCUGUUUUGGACAAGGUAAGCCAGGGCUUUGCAAUUUUCUUCGUAUUUUACAUUACGGUGAUUGCCUUUGCCCUUAUUCGCAUCAUCACUGCCAUCUUUCUCAAAGACACGCUCGAUGCCGCAAACAAUGACGCCGAACUGCAAAUCAUGGAGAACAUGACACGGCGGGAAAAGUUCGUGCGCCAUUUGCAGGGGAUCUUCCGUGCAAUCGACGACACAGGAGAUGGCAUGAUCACCCAGGAGCGGCUGGAAAAAGUCCUCUCCAAUCCGAAGGUCAGGGCAUACUUCCAGACCCUGGACUUGGACAUAACGGAGAGCACGGCACUGUUCCAUUUGCUCGAUGACGGAGAUGGUGAAGUAACGCUACACGAGUUUAUCUCUGGCAUACUUCGAUGCAAAGGGCACGCACGUGCGAUAGACCAGGUGGCUUUGCAUACAGACAUCAAGAUGCUGGACAAGAAGAUUUCCAGACUUGGGGAGGUGUUGGUCUCUUCUUCUGGCCGCAGAUCCGAUGUUGUAUCAGAUCGCCAUCUGCGCGACAGCCAUGCAGAACUACUCUGCAUGUUCAAUGCCAAGAGCAUGAGCAAGGAGAAUGCCCAAGCCCCCUCAUCAUUCCAUUCACCGCAAGCACGAGAGCGCAAUCAGUAG
This is a messenger RNA of Symbiodinium sp. CCMP2592, 1713 nucleotides long. NCBI's taxonomy places the organism in Eukaryota, Dinophyceae, Suessiales, Symbiodiniaceae. The record is from the annotation of a GenBank genome assembly.